Molecule: messenger RNA, 1375 nt
Organism: Penicillium pulvis
Lineage: Eukaryota; Fungi; Ascomycota; Eurotiomycetes; Eurotiales; Aspergillaceae
Product: O-phospho-L-serine:2-oxoglutarate transaminase
Exons: 2
Coding region: 41-1375 (444 amino acids)
Biological process (GO): L-serine biosynthetic process
Cellular component (GO): cytoplasm
Molecular function (GO): pyridoxal phosphate binding; O-phospho-L-serine:2-oxoglutarate transaminase activity
Source: RefSeq, a predicted model, not a curated record
AUAUACCCAUACCCUCACAUUCCAAAACCGAUCAUAAAAAAUGCCUUCUCGGCAAGAAGUCUCCUACUUUGGAGCUGGCCCAGCUCCUCUGCCCACCUCCGUCGUCGAGGCUGGUGCCAAAGCCUUCGUCAACUUCAACGAUUGCGGUCUCGGUCUCGGUGAGAUCUCCCACCGUUCCUCCGCCGCCAACAAGAUCCUCGAUGACGCCAAAGCCAACCUCACCACUCUCCUCGACAUCCCCGACAACUAUGAGAUUCUUUUCAUGCAAGCCGGUGGCAGUGGCGAGUUCAGUGCCGUCGUCCAAAACCUCGUCCCCGUCUGGAUUGAGCGUCGCCGUCGCCGCGCCGAAGCCGAUGUGCUAAAGGCCAACCCCGGUGCCGAGAAGGCUCAGGUGGAUGAAUUGGUAUUCCAGAGACUGCAAAAGGAGGUUGACGAGGAAUUGAAGCUGGAUUACCUGGUUACCGGUUCUUGGUCGCUUAAGGCUUCGCAGGAAGCCGCCCGCCUGGUGGGCUCCAAGUACGUCAAUGUUGCUCUGGACGCCCGGAAAGCCAACGGUGGAAAGUUCGGUACUAUUCCCGCAGAGGAGACUUGGUCAUUGACUCCCACCAAGAAGGAAGGUGGAAAGGGCUCCGCAUUUGUCUACUUCUGUGACAACGAGACCGUGGAUGGAGUGGAGUUCCAGCAGUUCCCCAAGUCAUUGGAGGCUCAGGGUCAAGAUGAGGAAGAUGAGCGUCUGGUCGUUGCCGACAUGAGCUCCAACUUUAUCAGCCGAAAGGUUGAUGUCAGCAAAUAUGCCGUGAUCUUCGGCGGCGCGCAAAAGAAUAUCGGUGUCACUGGCAUCACUCUCGCCAUUGUUCGCAAGGAUCUGCUCCCCCCUCACACUGCCACUCCUCCUCCUGCUCUCCUGCACCGUUUGAACAUUGGUGGUCUGCCCGGCCCUGUCGUGCUGGACUAUGCUACCAUCGCCAAGAACAACUCCCUUUACAACACCCUCCCCAUCUUCAAUCUUUGGAUCGCUGGCCAGGUGAUGGCCGACUUGGUGGGUGUGUUCGGUGCCCAAAAGGUUAGUGGACAGGAAGAGAUCGCCAAGCAAAAGGCAGACCUCAUCUAUGGAGCCCUGGACAAGUACCCGCAAGUGUACCAGGUUGUUCCCGACAAGAGCAUUCGCAGCCGCAUGAACAUUUGCUUCCGUGUUCACGGUGGGGAUGAUGCCAAGGAGAAGGAGUUCCUGGCUGGUGCCGAGAAGCGACUGCUUCAGGGCCUGAAGGGUCACCGUAGCGUUGGCGGUAUGCGGGCCAGUAACUACAAUGCCGUUCCUCUCGAGAAUGUGCAGAAGCUGGCCAAGUACCUUGAGGAUUUCGCCACAAGCAACUAG